AGGACACUGUCAUUGCUUGUUAAUCACUUGUCAAAAAUGCGAUGUACCUUUUCGUGCGGCGAGAAACUUCUCCAAACAGGUGAAAAAAUAAAUUGUAAUGUCAAUUCUUUGGAAUGUUAACGAGUUUUAAGAGAAGUAACAUUAAUUUAAUAAGUACUAAAAUUAAAAUGAGCCUCAUAGUAAGAGAGACUUGUAAUCGAGAGGUACGCGAAGGGAAACGCUAGGGCUUGAGGCAUAAACGGGGGAAUACAAGGAGCCUGGAUGAUUUAUAGAAGAAAGAGAGAAAAGAUCGGAGAAGGGGGUAGUAAGUAGUUAUUAUCAAUGUAUAUAUUUUAAAAUGUCUUAGGGAAUUGGCAUAAUUAAACAUUCUGCAUGCAUAAUAAGUGUUAAGCUUAUAUAGCUAUUUGAUUUGUUUGCAUAGUAUCACUUGAAGUUUGAGUCACCGGAAUCAAUCUAACCGCUUUCUUUCCUCUGAGACGGGCGUGUUUCAUGUAGUCUGGCUAACGUCAUUCAAAGAAGAGUCAUCCCAACAUGGCAGGUUCAAAGGCUGUGUUUAGAGAGGUUAUUGUGAUAGGCAGCGGUUGGUCGGGUCUGUUGGCUUGUAAAUGCAUGUUAGAGGAAGGAUUAACUGUUGUGGCACUGGAAAAACGCUCUGAUGUGGGAGGCCUGUGGUGCUAUUCAGAGGAUCCUGAAAUCAUAACCGUUAUGCAGACCACCAAGGCGACUUCCUCCUCCUCUGUAACAGAAAUGUCCGACUUUCCCAUGCCAGAAGAGAUUGGCCAAUUUCCAAAACACGAUGAUGUGCUAGCGUAUUUGAAGUCCUACUGCGACACUUUCAAUUUGUGGUCGCACAUACGUCUCGAUCAUUGUGUUAUGGAAGUUACGAAGAAGGACGAACUCUGGCGAGUCAGCUGCGAAAAUGGCCGACAGUUUACGAGCAAGUUUUUGAUCAUGUGCACAGGAAGCGUGCAGAAGCCGAAUCGUGGUCUGGAACGCUCGAUACUUCGAGACUUUGUUGGAGAAGUUCGCCACAGUUCCGAACUUAAAUCGUUUGUUCCGGAGCACGCAAAUAAACGAGUCAUGUUAAUAGGCGGCGGUGAAACGGCCAGUGACGUCGUCGAGGAAUGGUGUGAUCAUGUGUCGCGCCUUAUAUGGUGUAUACCACGUGGAAUGCAUUUUUUCAGGAAGUUUGCUAAGAUCCUUCCUAAUCGCCGCCCUCAAGCCUUGGAUAAAGCCUCCUCAAGAGUUAUGAAGUUCAUUGCUCCUUAUACAAAGAGCAAACCAGGCUUGUCUUGGAUUUGUAAUUGGACCACAAGCGGUUCCCUCCUUGCCUAUCAAGGGCAUGGUAUUGCUGAGUGGAAAAAUGACGCCCAAUUUUUCCGCUUCUUCGUCAACAAAAAUGGUCACGUACUGGAUAAAGUCGACUACCAACGCUGUAUUCCCAAGGGAGCUAUCCAAAGUAUCGAAGGCAAGAAAAUCAUUUUCUGUGAUGGCACUGAAGAGAUUGUAGACGUCAUUAUCCAGUGUACAGGCUACAAAACAGAGUUUCCAAUCCUUCCGGUAGAAUUUCAGGCCGUGCCUUUAACCCAUAAUUAUAAGUACAUCUUCAAUGUUGAAGAUCCAACGUUAGCAUUCAUCGGUUACGUUCGGCCAGUGGUCGGCUCGAUCGCGGCAAUAGCCGAGAUUCAAUCACGAUUCGUCGGGAAAGCGUUCUCGGGAAAAUGUCACCUCCCACCGAAAGACCGACGUUACGAAGUAGCUAAGCAGGAUAAAGAUUUCUGGGACAACUACUUCAAGGAAUCCUCCCGACGAUUGGGCACACUGGUGGAAGCAUACACCUAUGGUGACGAUAUCGGGAGCCUUUGUGGAAUUAAGCCAGACUACUGGAGCCUGUUUUGGAGAAACCCUCGAGGAUGGCUGUGGGCUGUAUUCGCACCGUACGAUGGAUGUUCGUUCCGACUAAAUGAGCCAGAGAAUGAGGCACGUGCUCUACAACACUUGAGGGUACAGAUGAGCGACACGCUGGGUCCCACACACUUGGUACUGAUUGCCUUUCUGCGUCUCACUUGGUUCGACUUUUGGCUCAAGCUUCUCGGCGAGAUCAAGUACAAGAUUCAAUGUGCCGGCUGGUGGAAGAAGAUCAAGGAUUGUCUACUUGUCAGGGCGUUAGAUUGGUGCUGGCAGACUCCCAAACGUUGGUUAUUUGACAGUAAAACAAGAGCUUAACCAACGCUAUACAAGAAU
This is a messenger RNA of Orbicella faveolata, 2244 nucleotides long. RefSeq lists its product as uncharacterized. The record is from RefSeq and is a predicted model, not a curated record. Gene Ontology annotation, molecular function: flavin adenine dinucleotide binding; NADP binding; N,N-dimethylaniline monooxygenase activity. Lineage: Eukaryota; Metazoa; Cnidaria; Anthozoa; Scleractinia; Merulinidae.